Messenger RNA from Hermetia illucens (black soldier fly), 1683 nucleotides. Its product is annotated as cytochrome P450 6A1-like. Lineage: Eukaryota; Metazoa; Arthropoda; Insecta; Diptera; Stratiomyidae. Gene Ontology annotation, molecular function: heme binding; oxidoreductase activity, acting on paired donors, with incorporation or reduction of molecular oxygen; iron ion binding. The transcript is spliced from 2 exons. Bases 133 to 1638 code for a protein of 501 amino acids. The record is from RefSeq and is a predicted model, not a curated record.
CCGCAAAUGUGAUAUGCAAAGUCAGUUCGUUCUGUUCUUAUGGUACUUAUUAGUGUUCGUAUACAGAGUCGAGAAAAGUAAUAUUAAGUGCUGCAUAGAUCGGGAAGGUUCGCGGAUCCAACCUAGUUCAUAAUGGAUAACCUAGUGAUAUUUUUGUCUUUCGUGGUCGGUUUGUUUUCUCUCGUAUUGAUUUCAUUUAAGAGGCGAUAUGCUUAUUGGAAGGAUCGUGGGGCAGCAUAUCUAGAGCCCACCAUACCAUUUGGCAAUUUACCCAUGCGACAAGUACACUUCAAAGAUACUACGGGCCCGAUUUAUGAGCAGAGGAAACCUGCAGCUCCCUUCAUGGGAGCCUACUUCUUCAGAACUCCUGUCGCUAUAGCAACGGAUCUUGAUUUUAUACAAAAUGUUCUUGUUAAAGAUUUUAGUAAUUUUCACGCACGCGGAAUGUACGUGAAUGAGAAAGAUGAUCCCCUUUCGGCGCACAUGUUUUCCUUAGAUGGUGAAAAGUGGAAGUCUUUACGAGCAAAACUGUCACCGACAUUCACAUCCGGAAAAAUGAAAUUCAUGUUCCCAACUGUAGUGGAUGUGGCAGAUCGACUCAACUCCACAUUAUCGGAAAUAUUGAAAACAGAGCCAGAAUUGGAGCUGCGAGAUUUAUUAUCCAGAUUUACGACAGAUGUUAUAGGAACUUGUGCUUUUGGAGUUGAGUGCAGUAGCUUGCAAAAUCCAAAUUCGGAAUUCCGUAAUUACGGUUCCAAAAUAUUUGACCAACCACUUUAUGGAGCACUGAUGCAAUUGCUCAUAAUACAAUAUCCAAACCUCGCCAAGAAGCUACAUGUUAGGGUUUUUCAGAAAGAUGUUGCUGACUUUUUUAUGGGAUUGGUGCGUGAAACUAUCGAUUACCGGGAGAAAAAUGAAGUGAGACGAAAUGAUUUUAUGGACCUCCUUAUUCAGUUAAAAAAUGGCGAAGCUUUAGAUGAACAUUCUCAGAAAUUAGGGCAAGUAACUUUUGAAGAGAUUGUGGCACAAGCGUUUUUGUUUUUCAUCGCCGGUUUCGAAACAUCAUCAACCACCAUGUUAUUCAGCUUGUACGAGCUUGCACUGCAUCCAGAUAUUCAAGAAAAAGCACGUCAAGAAAUCGAAACUGUUCUUAGUAAAUAUGAAGGGAAACUUACUUAUGAGGCAGUGAAAGACAUGGUGUAUGUGGAUCAAAUUAUCAGCGAAUCUCUACGAAAAUAUCCACCAGCUGUCAAUCUGGCGCGUCAAGCAGUUCGAGAUUAUCUUGUACCUGGGACGAAAACAAUUAUUGAAAAGGGCACAGCAGUUUUCAUUCCAGUCUUUAGUGUCCAUCGUGACCCGGAGAUCUUCUCUAAUCCAGACGUCUUCGAUCCGGAUCGAUUUACACCAGACCAGAUAAAAGCCCGCCAUCCAAUGUCAUUUUUGGCAUUUGGUGAAGGCCCACGUAAUUGUGUAGGACUUCGAUUUGGACGAAUGCAAUCGAGAAUCGGGUUAAUAACACUUUUGAAAAAUUAUCGAUUCAACCCAUGCGCAAAAACCUCGAUUCCUAUGGUUUUUAAAGAUGAAAAUCCGUCUUUAUCACCAAAGUUUGGAAUGUAUUUGAAAAUUGAAAAAUUAUAAAUCAGUUACUAGUCCCAUGAGAAUACAAUGCGAUCUUUUUAAAUU